Diversispora eburnea is the source of this 1818-nucleotide messenger RNA. Lineage: Eukaryota; Fungi; Glomeromycota; Glomeromycetes; Diversisporales; Diversisporaceae. The record is from the annotation of a GenBank genome assembly.
AUGAGAAUAACAAGACGUACAGCUUUCACCACUCUUAUAACCUCAACUUUAAUCUAUGGAAUUUUAAUUAGUAUUUCAUACAUAAAAAUAGGACCAGAACAAAAUAUAUUAAUUCCUCAAAAUUUUAAUAUUUCAAUAUGUGAAGAAAUAAAUAAUUCAAAUAAUCCUCCUUUUCCAAUAGUUGAAGAAUGGAUCAGCAAACGACUUUAUGAUACGGAUCACGGAUCAUUUAAGAACACCAAAUUUGAUAUUGUAUAUACUUGGGUAAACGGAAGUGAUCAAAGACAUAGAGAAUUGCGAAAAAAAUAUCGUAAAAUUCGUGAUAAAGAAAGUUGGUAUCGGGAUUUUGAUGAAUUACGAUAUUCAAUGAGAUCAAUUGAAAAAUAUUUCAAAAAAUUUAUAAACAAGAUUUGGAUAAUUACUACUGAUUAUGAAAGUGACGAAAUGCAAAUACCAAGUUGGUUAAAUAAAUCUUGGGGAAAUUCUGAUCCAAGAGUUGAAUUAAUUAAACAUAGUGAAAUAUUUAAUGAUGUAAGUGUGUUACCAACGUUCAAUUCAUUGGCCAUUGAAAGUCAGAUGAUGAAUAAUCCCAAAUUAAAAGAUAAGAUAAUAUACUUUAAUGAUGAUCUGUUUAUGGGAAAGUAUUUAGCUUCAAGUGAUUUUUGGACUCCAUUGUACGGUUUUGUAUUUCAUAUUCAACAUGAUUUAACUGUUCCUCUUCAACCUGGUAAUUAUGAUGGUGAAUGGUAUUCCUUGUAUCACACAAACAUGUUAUUAAGUAAAAGAUUUGGAUAUCGAGAAAGGGGUUAUGUAACUCACACCUCACAUGUUUUAUCAAAAACAAUCCUUAAAGAAAUUUCUGAGGAAUGGGCUGAAGAAUUUCAUACCACUUCUUCACAUCGAUUUCGUACAAUAGAUCCUGAUAUCCAUACCACAUUUAUGUUCACUCAUUAUGUUAUAGAAAAACAUCGUGAAACUCUUUUAAAAAGUUUCCUAAUAUUUAAGAAUGAUGUUAAUCAUAAUUUUAAAUGGGAAUUAUCAGAACGUCAAAAAAUUUUAAAAUCUCUAGGUUCAGGUGAAUCAAUUGGUAAUGAUCGAAAGACAUUAAAUAAUUAUGAUAAAAUAAUUGAAUCUACUGGAAUUGAAAUAUCUUCAGAGUUAAAAUAUACUUGGUCAAGUAUGGAUGGAUAUCCAUAUGCAAUAGUAUUAUCCAAUAAUUCUUCGCCAACCGAUAAUAAUGUUCACCAAACUUUAAAUCCUAAUAAUCAUCCUCCAUCAAAAAGAAAAUGCAAAAUCGACUUUAAAUAUUGUUUCGGUGAAGAUUUCAUGAAUAGAAGAAUAAAAAGCGUAGAUAUUGAAAAUAUUUUUAAUAGAAUAACUUACGAAAAAUUAGAAUGUGGUGAUUGCAUAAUUCAACAUAUUGUGAAAUCAUCAGGAGAUUUGGGUUUAGAGGAUUUCUUACCACCACCUAACAAAAAAUCUUUAAUAAUGGAACAAGAUGGUAUCUUUCAACCAAAUAUUGAUGAUAAUUUAAAAAAUUACGGGAAAUCUCAACUUGAUUAUCGCUCAUUUGCGAUCUCUCAAUUAUAUAAAUAUUCUUACGUAAUAGGAGAAAAUUCUUUUGAUUUUAUAUUACUCAGAAAUUUUAUGACAGCAUCGAUUGAUUUAAAAAGAUUGGAAAUAACUAAGCCCUCGAUAUUUUGUAUAAACGAUAACAUAAUUUCCGAUUUAGAAAUAAAUCCAAUUAAAAAUCGGUUCAAAGAAUUUAUGGAGAACUAUUAUAAAGUACCGAAUGAAUAUGAGAAAACUCGGAGUUGA